Strongylocentrotus purpuratus (purple sea urchin) is the source of this 1059-nucleotide messenger RNA. RefSeq lists its product as uncharacterized. NCBI's taxonomy places the organism in Eukaryota, Metazoa, Echinodermata, Echinoidea, Camarodonta, Strongylocentrotidae. The transcript is spliced from 3 exons. The coding region runs from base 62 to 763 and encodes 233 amino acids. The record is from RefSeq and is a predicted model, not a curated record.
AAUCCUUUCUGCAUUUUAUCGAUUGAAGUUUGAGAAGUUUUGAGAAGUCUUUCUAAAGAGAAUGGCUACCCCAGUCGUCAGGGCAGAUGCACAAGAUGAUUUAGUUAUGGAAUUUGAGUGUGAGGAGGAUGGCAGUUGCGGGGAAAGCGGUGAAAAUGACAGUGUCAGUGGUAGUAGUGACAGUCCGGACAGUGGCAGCAGCAGUGAUACCGACAGCGAUGCAAGUGAUGCAGACGCCGGAGAACACGGGCGUAUCGUCGAGUGGGAGUAUGAGCCUUUACCUCGUGGUGAACCUGGGCAAAAUGUUGGCGAUGCUGGAAGGGCCAACAACGCAAAUCGGCUUCAUGAAAAUGUCGAGGAUUGGUGUACAUGUGGAAGAUGUCGUGUGCCUCCAUCUUUCAAUGAAGGUGAUUGUGUCUGUUGUCAUGAAAUUGCAGAGGUCAAGGCAGAGGCUGAUCGACAGGGUUCAAGUUGUCUGGUGGAUUCUGAGGAGUUUGAGCCGGCCAUCCUAAAUGCGACAACAUUAUACAUCGGAUGGAUGGAGUACACAGAUAGGUGGCGCCGAGCAGCCAAAGCAUUUGGGGACAGGAACAAUGAAAAAUACAGGUAUGUGGCCUACAGGAAAGUCGUGAGAUGGUGUUGGGGCUGGCUCGGGAAGGACAUCAGGGUGCAACUGCCAGCAUGUGUCCAUGCCUCAAUAAUGGAAGCGUAUCCUGAUGGACGUGGUCAGUACAAAGGGACCAUCCUGCGUCGGUUGAGAUGAGGAUGUAAAAUCAACUAUUGUCUUGCGAACUUUGAAUGACUGUCAUCUUCUAUGUGAUUGUCAGCCAUCUUCUGUACGUUAUUUGUGAUCAUCGGCUUUCAUCUUCAUAUUCAUAUUCAUCACAAAUACUAUUGUUUGAACUUCUCAUGAUGGUAUGGUUGCUAUGAACUUUGAUCUCGACAUUUGAUUCUAAUUUCCAAGAGCUGAUAUUCGAACUUUUGCAAAACUGUGAUCAAGCAACGAUUUCUUAUGAGGAAGAAUGUUGAAAUCUAUAUAAACAAGCAACAACAAAAAAA